Ilyonectria robusta is the source of this 913-nucleotide messenger RNA. RefSeq lists its product as uncharacterized. The record is from RefSeq and is a predicted model, not a curated record. Lineage: Eukaryota; Fungi; Ascomycota; Sordariomycetes; Hypocreales; Nectriaceae. The transcript is spliced from 2 exons. The coding region runs from base 284 to 793 and encodes 169 amino acids.
UGACGCGGGUGCUCUCCUUGUCGUUGGCGUACUCGACGCGCACGUAGCCGUACUGCACCUGGCCGUCCUCCAGCUUGUUGCCGACGUUGGAGGCGUACGAGAUGAGCAGCCAGUUGGUGUCGUCCUUAUCGUCGCGGACCGCGUCGUACGCGGCCGUGACCUCGGGUGCGUUCAGGCCAGACAUUGGGGGGGGCGAUGUCGGUGAGCGUGUGUGUGUGUGUCUGUCUGUCUGCUGGUAUCUCGGGGACGGCUCGGUGUCGACGGGCACGGGACAAGUAUCGUGAUGAUAGCCAGCAGAGUGCUGAGCGUGGCCCGUGGGGAAGGAAUCGGUCGCGGUUACUAUGUUGGGGGUUGUGAUGCGAGACUCGACGAGGAGCGCGGGUGUUGGUGCCGUGGUUCGCGGCGAUCGAUCGGUAUAUUGGCUCAGUUGGGGUCGAUUUGGCUAUCGCAGCUCCUCUCGAGUGUCGAGAUCGAAUCAAAUCCAGGCCAGCUUCGACUCGACGGGCAAUUAUUACGGGUCGGGGUCUGGUCUGAGCUUUGUAUCUCUCUGGACGACCGGGUUUGCUGGCGGUUUGGCUGUCUAAAACCUCGCUUCAGGGGGGAUCCGAGGGGGCGAGACCGCUCCCGCCAGCGUCAAUCAAUCCAACAACGGGCAAAGGGGGCUGACUUUGCCAAUUGUGCGUCUGGGCUGCGGGUCUCAUUGCUGCUCUGGGAAAAGAUCGCUUUUUCGGUGGCUUCAGACGGUCGGCUUGCCGCUUGUCAGAGCUGGCGAGUGGGUAAGUCUAAUCAUUAGACUUACCCACCCGCCGUAAUGAGGCGUCGUCGUCUGGCUGGCUGUUUUAUCCGUCUGUCUGUCUGUCUGUCACUCUCUGUCUGUCACUCUCUUCAUCAAUUACUGUACGCCGUACGUACU